GACUGACUGAUUGGUCAGUUAAUUGCCUACUGGAAUUCCCAUCCUUUAUCUUGUGCAUCGCCCGUACAUCAUCGGUCUGCUGCGGGAACAGCUGCAGGCCCGCAGCCCACCUGGGUGCAGGAGUGUGACUGACAGCUGAAUAGCCCAGUGUGUGGUGAGGCGAUGAUUCCGGGGCAUCUUGUUUCUCUCGGGUCUAGUGGUGCUAUGUGAUAGCCGGGGUUUUAUUCCGUGUCUCAGUCAGCAGACAUGCUGUCUCCUCUGCCAAGCAGUAAACACUGACCUGAACGCGAGGAGGACGAAAGGAAACAGUGCGCUGGUAUCAGCAGUUGAGUUCAAUCGGGGUUGAACGGGCGUCAUGUAGACUUAACGGCGAUGAAACGCAAGAGCCUCGAUUUGUGUAGGUUACAUAUACCUCUUGUUUCUCACCGGAGUUGCUCGAAAAUGCGCAAGACGGUCCCAACCAUCCUUUUGGCGAUGCUGCUUUUCGAAGUGGCUCACUCAGCGCAGGGCCGCUAUGCUCAGAAGCUUCUGAAUGACUUGAUGGAGAACUACUCCAGCGCCCUGCGUCCGGUGGAGGACACAGACAAGGCCCUCAAUGUCACCCUGCAGGUCACCCUCUCCCAGAUCAAAGACAUGGACGAGAGGAACCAGGUGCUGAUCGCCUACCUGUGGAUUAGACAGACUUGGCAUGAUGCCUACCUGAAGUGGAAUAAAGAGGACUAUGAUGGAUUGGAGGUCAUCCGCAUCCCCAGCAGCCUGGUGUGGAGGCCUGACCUUGUCCUCUAUAACAAGGCUGACGAUGACUUCUCAGGGCCGAUGGACACCAACGUGGUGCUGAACUACAAUGGAGAGAUCACCUGGGAUGCUCCUGCCAUCACCAAGAGCUCCUGUGUGGUGGACGUCGCUUACUUCCCUUUCGAUAGCCAGAAGUGUAACCUUACCUUUGGCUCCUGGACCUACAAUGGCAACCAGGUAGACAUUGCCAUGGCCAUGGACAGUGGUGACCUGUCAGACUUUGUGGAAAACGUGGAGUGGGAGUGCGGCGGGAUGCCGGCCACCAAGAACGUGAUCAUGUACGGCUGCUGCUCUGACCCUUACCCAGACAUCACGUUCACCGUGCUGCUGCAGCGCCGUUCCUCCUUCUACAUCUUCAACCUCCUCCUCCCCUGCUUCCUCAUCUCCUUUCUGGCUCCUUUGAGCUUCUACCUGCCUGCAGACUCUGGUGAGAAAGUUUCUCUCGGAGUGACGGUGCUGCUGGCUCUCACUGUGUUCCAGCUGGUGGUUGCUGAGAGCAUGCCACCGUCAGAGAGCGUGCCGCUGAUAGGGAAGUACUACAUUGCCACUAUGACCAUGAUAACAGCCUCCACAGCUCUCACCAUCUUCAUCAUGAACAUCCACUUCUGUGGCGCCGAGGCCAGGCCAGUCCCCCACUGGGCAAAAGUCCUCAUCAUCGACUACAUGUCCAAGAUUUUCUUUGUUUACGAGGUGGGUGAAAACUGUGCCUGCCCCUCCUCCUCUUCCUCCUCCUCCUCCCCCUCCUCCUCUCCGUCUUUUUCUUCCCACUCUGCCCAAGACAACUUCCAUCACCACCGCCCCCACAUCCAUGCUAAUGGGAAACCGGGGAGUCACAGAAGCCAAGAGCAGCAGCGAUGCCACAAGUACCCCCGGCCUCAGACCCCCAAGCCCCAACAGCACCCCAGACUGAAAGCCCAGCACCACAUCACCAGGGAGGAGAGGAACCACCUCUCCAGCUUUGGGCCUGGCACGUACGAAAGCUCCAACGGGAACGUCCCAGUGGUGGACUGCUGUAAAGAGGACCAAAAGGUGACCUGUUGCCCGGAAGACCAAAAGCCUCCGUGCUGCACUGAAGACAGGAAGCCUUCAGCCCCAGGUCCCACCGUGACCUUUGGCCCCUGUGUGUUCUGCAGCCAUAGCAGUGCUAUUCCCGGCAUAGAUGUCAAACUGGUGCGCAAUGUGGAGUACAUCGCCAACUGUUUCCGCGAGCAGAGGGCCACAUGUGCAAAGGGAGCAGAAUGGAAGAAGGUCGCCAAGGUGAUGGACAGGUUCUUCAUGUGGAUCUUCUUCAUCAUGGUCUUCCUCAUGAGCAUCCUCAUCAUCGGCAAGGCACCGUGAUGUGAUGUUUCCAGCUUUUUCAUAAGUGGUGAACUUUUACUAGUCAAAUGAAAUAAUGCUAAAGUUGGAGACUUUUUCUUUCUUUUUUUUUUAUAAACAGUUAUGUUGAAAUUUUCAAAUGGAUUUUGUGGCUUGGCUUGAUCAGUAUCAUCAGUAUAAUUUACAAUGAAAACAUGCCCAUUCAGUGUUUUUUCCUCAAGUUGAGUAUGUGCUAUAAUCUUUAACAUCUACAUGAUUUCUUACAAACAUUGUUUAGCUACCUUAACAUAACAACUGUAACAUUCCUUUAUCUUCAUCUACUACAAAAUAAAAUGGACCAAAUGAUGCUAAAGUGACCAAACACAGGUAUGUCAGGAACAUUUAUUUGAUUUUAACUAUCAAACCUAAAUGCU
Messenger RNA from Myripristis murdjan (pinecone soldierfish), 2525 nucleotides. RefSeq names its product neuronal acetylcholine receptor subunit alpha-9-II. NCBI's taxonomy places the organism in Eukaryota, Metazoa, Chordata, Actinopteri, Holocentriformes, Holocentridae. The record is from RefSeq and is a predicted model, not a curated record. The transcript has 6 exons. Gene Ontology annotation, molecular function: acetylcholine-gated monoatomic cation-selective channel activity; transmembrane signaling receptor activity. Gene Ontology annotation, biological process: monoatomic ion transmembrane transport. Gene Ontology annotation, cellular component: postsynaptic membrane. The coding region runs from base 373 to 2133 and encodes 586 amino acids.